AUGAAGCUCUCUUGCGUCACCGCGGUCUUAGCUUUUGUCACUAGCUCUUUGGCCCUCCCCAGUACGUCCAUCAACAACGUUCUUAUUGAGCGAGACGGGGGCGAAGCUGUUGCGUCGGGGGAGAGCCCUGCCACGGACUAUGUAAUUCCCAUCGACAAGCGCGAUGAGAGUCCGGCCACGGACUACGUUAUUCCCAUUGAUAAACGGGAUGAAAGCCCGGCAACUGACUACGUUAUUCCGAUCGACAAAAGGGAUGACAAUCCGGCAACAGACUAUGUCAUUCCCAUCGACAAGAGAGAAGACCCCACUGAUCCCGGUGGCGAAAGUCCUGCCACAGAUUAUGUUAUCCCUAUCGACAAGUGA
Messenger RNA from Colletotrichum siamense, 363 nucleotides. RefSeq names its product Ribosomally synthesized cyclic peptide ustiloxin B precursosr (gene ustA). Bases 1 to 363 code for a protein of 120 amino acids. The transcript has 2 exons. Lineage: Eukaryota; Fungi; Ascomycota; Sordariomycetes; Glomerellales; Glomerellaceae. The record is from RefSeq and is a predicted model, not a curated record.